AAUUCCAUGGUGUCGUCAGUUCCGUAAAGCGUUGCUCCUGGCUUCAUUAAAAAAAAGGGAAGAAGAUAGAGGAUUAUUUACGAAGAGUCAGGAGACAGGCACAGUGAAAACAAGGCUUUUACUAGCUAUAUUAGUGAAAUAUUCCUAAACAAGAGCGCUGCAUUGUUUGUGUUUUCCUCGGACUGACAAAAGACACACCAGUCUGCUGUAAGCCGCAUGAACUGGGAUGCACUGCUGUUAGCCUGUUAUUAGCUUGCUGGCUAGCUUCACGAACUGCACUGUUUUUACCACGGGACCAAGCGUAGUGCAUUAUGACAGACAGCAUUAUGAGUAAAGCUGCCACAAUGGAGAUUCCUAUCAACAGUAAUGGAGACACAGGGACACUUCCAGAAGAUGACAGCCUUGAACAGGCUGCACAUCUGCAGUGGAGCUUAGAUGAGCAGGUAGGGAGCUCCAGAGGCACCAGGGACCUACAGCAGGUGAUGGUAUCGGGCCCCAAUCUCAAUGAGACCAGCAUUGUUUCUGGAGGUUAUGGAGGAACAGCAGAGGGAAUCAUCUCCACCAGCUCAAUCAAAGGCCCUGCUGUGCGCUACAAUGCAGAGUUUAACAAAAGGAUCUCAGUUGAAGGAAUAGGUUCCAACAUGCACCACAGCAGCAGCAGCAGCUCGUCCAUGACUGCAGAGGAAGCGUCCCGCGGUGUGGCUGUGGAGAAAAUAGAAACGGUGAAGAAGUGGGGUCUCAACACUUACAAGUGUACAAAGCAAAUGAUCUCGGAGCGUUUUGGUCGAGGUUCCCGGACUGUGGACCUGGAGCUGGAGGCCCAGAUUGAAGUGCUGAGAGACACUAAAAAGAAAUAUGAGAAUGUGCUGCGAUUGGCCAGAGCGCUGACCAAUCACUUCUACAACAUGGUGCAGACGCAGCAUGCGCUUGGGGACACCUUUGCUGACCUCAGUCAGAAAUCUCCAGAGCUGCGGGAUGAGUUCGGCUACAACGCAGAGACUCAGAAGUUGCUGUGUAAGAACGGGGAGACUCUGCUUGGUGCCGUUAACUUCUUUGUGUCCAGCAUCAACACACUGGUCAACAAGACCAUGGAGGACUCCCUGAUGACGAUCAAGAUGUAUGAAGGUGCCAGACUGGAGUUUGAUGCCUACCGGUCAGACCUGGAGGAACUGAGUCUGGGUCCAAAAGACGCUGUAGCCAUGGCCCGCAUAGAUGCUGCUCAGCAACAGUACCAGGUCCAGAAGGACAAGUAUGAACGCCUCCGCUCGGACGUCAUCAUUAAACUCAAGUUCCUGGAGGAGAAUAAGGUGAAGGUGAUGCAUAAGCAGCUCCUCCUCUUCCAUAAUGCCAUAUCUGCAUACUUUGCUGGCAACCAGCAGCAGCUGGAGCAGACGCUGAAGCAGUUCAACAUAAAGCUGAGGCCUCCAGGGGCCGACAAGCCCUCCUGGUUAGAGGAGCAGUGAGAGGUUCUGCGGGACCUCCUGCUGCCUCCUCCUCCACCACCUCCACCUGUUACCUGUUGAAACCCCCCAACUUACAGAGGACCACUACAGAGGGAAACACAUACAAAUACUUGGAUGGAUGAAGAUAUGAGAUGAGUGUAUGGCAGGACGAUUGGACUGAUGCGUUGCAGGGUAUUAUUGAUGGGAUAAAUGCACCAGGAAUCCAAGUGGCCAGUCUCAUAAACAGUCAGGGGGCUUUUAGUGCCUCUUCCCAGCUUCCUUAUUUCCACUCUAACCGUCUCUUUGUGCCCAAAAGAACUGUUCAUCUCUUCCUUCCCUCUCCCCUAUUCAACACUAUAUUGCUGUGUGAGCUUGUGUUAGUCAUGUUCACGGCCAUUAUUUUACUUCUCAACUGCUACCAGUGCUUGGACUUAAACGUCAACCCAACAACAUUAUGGCUACUGAGACAGAUGACAGAAGGAAAAACAUGAUAAACCAUUAAAACACACUUGGAUGUAACCAAACACUUCAUCAAAACUCUUCCAGACCUUAUCACUCUCCUUGUGUGCCUCCUUAUAUAUGAGCGUGUGUGCUUAAUCAACAUGUGGCCUACAGGAAGAAAGAUAAGUUCAGAAAAAUAUUCAAUCUACACAUGCAGAGGAUUUGAAUGGUAAACUGGAAAGGAAUGUGCAGAUAUUUCAAAUCAAUGUACAUUUCAAAUAACGUAUUAUUUGACUUUUGAAAUAAAUAGUACAUGCUUUUGGUAGCUUACAGUAUACAGAGAAAGGCAGUGUUUAGUUUUGCUUAAUUUAACUGUACUCUUUAUUUUGUACUUAUUUUGGUUUUAGUCUGCUUCUAUGUCAUAUGAAGAGCAGUUUACUGUCCGGGCAAUGUGUGCUGGUGCUUUAGAUUGCAAUACUGUAAGCAGCCCAACCAUCAGAAAUGCUGCAGAUUUCAAUCUUAACCUGCAAGUUCUUUGACUUCAGCUCGUAUAUAUGCAACAAUCAUUUAAGAAAGCCUGCGCAGCUUCCCAAAGUUAUACCGGUUGGGGUCUUUACUAAUUGUAUUUUAUUUACCCAAAGAGAAUUUAGAAAUAUGUUUACGGGACCCUACUGUAUGUUUUCAUUUAUUUUAGGCAACAUUUAGCAACAUUGGUUGGGAAAGUAUCACUAUAGGCAGAGAAGGCUUUGACUGACAGUUGAACUAUGAACGAUGGGUUAAGAUCCAACAAACUCAAAUGGAUUUACUCCAUUAUUUAAUUGUUAAUAAGGACUGUAUUUAAUAAGAAUUAACUACAUCUUUUGUUCUCACGUUAAUACAUUGCAAUGUUUUUUUGUCUUAAGUUUGUUUGUCUUUUUAAAGGACAUCAUUGGCAUCGUUGGUCAUAUCUUUCAGGAGACUGAAAGAUAUGACCAACGAUGCCAAUUAUGUCAUACAUCAGAGUAUAUUUGUCACACUGAAGAUUACUGUAGCUCUCUGAUAUGACUAAUCCUAAUAUUUCAACAUCAUUUUAGUUGUUCGUAAAAAGGGAUAACACUAGCGAUUCAUCAUUUGUCUCUUAACUUAAACAUUGUUGUAGAAUGGAAGUAAACAAUCAUCUGUUGUUGACAAUUAGGAGAAGGUUUCACUACAGAAUAUCAGCAUGAUGGUACUAUAUUAUGUGAUGUACUUUUUAUGCGUCACUGUAUUUAUUAUGCUCAUUGUAUGUGUUGGAAUGAACAUAUUUGUCCACUGACAUUUCUGGUUCAUGCAAAUUACUCAAUUCACGAGUAUGGCGUCUUGCAGAUGAACACUAACGUGAAAACAUUCCUCAGGCUAACCAUAUCUGUAAUUGAUUUACUCCCAAAAAUUAUUCUAAACUAUCUGAUUGAAAGUAGUUUAGUUUGCCUUUGUCAAACCUGUCAAGUCAAAUGAAGAUAAUCUGGUAUAAUAAAUGUUUUACCAUGCUGAAUUGAACUCUUAAUCAGUUGAUUUCUUUUUUUUUCCUCCAGCAUCUUGUCUCUGUAUUUGCAUGGCAAGCAGUAAUCCAAAGUGCAGGUGCAGAUAUGUGUCAAUGCACCGACGCUCUCUGGGCCUUCUGCUGGUCAGCUUACAUGAACUGGGAUAACGCCAUGCUCACGGUUGUUGAUUAUGUUGAAACUGGCUGAAGACUAAUCCAAAAUGUGGAUUUGCACUGUUCAGGACAAUUAUUAAUGGGAGGGAGCGGUGUUAAUUUUUCCAUGAAAAGCAGAUAUCAAACAAUGUUUUUCGAGAGUUCUUUGGCUUCUGAAUUUGUAUGUUGCAGUGUGUAAGUUUGGUGUAUUUAUCUGGCUGAAAUAAUAGCUCAAUGAGACCUUGGCCUCUCUUACGACUGAAAAUUACAGUUCCACUUGGUCCCCUGGACUGUUUGACCAUCACACAGCAAUAUUAACAACAAACCGGCCCCUUUGAAAUUCCUAACCCUAACACCAAAAUGAAUGGCAAUAGGAUUUGUUUGUGUUGUUCUAUAGUUGCACCUCCAGUAAAUUGAAACAAGGGUGAGAACUAUUUGAAGUCACUCUUACUAGCAGUCUUUAGAUGCAGAGAGAACCAAGAUUUAUAAAAUGAGAUAUUUUAUUUGUGUACAAUCAAUAUUUUCUAGGCUGAGCUGGUGUAUUGUACUGUAUGAAUGAUUGCACAUAAUGGUAUUUAAGAUGAUAAAUGAAGUUGUUGUAUGGGUUGAUGUGAUACUCUGCCUUCAUUCCUCUCUCAGACCUGAACAAUCCCACCCUAUACCCAGAGGGAAAAAAAUAAAAGUACACAUUUUCAAAUGGC
Messenger RNA from Trematomus bernacchii (emerald rockcod), 4235 nucleotides. RefSeq names its product ADP-ribosylation factor interacting protein 2b (gene arfip2b). Gene Ontology annotation, cellular component: trans-Golgi network membrane. Bases 312 to 1463 code for a protein of 383 amino acids. Gene Ontology annotation, molecular function: protein domain specific binding; phospholipid binding. Gene Ontology annotation, biological process: regulation of Arp2/3 complex-mediated actin nucleation; intracellular protein transport. The transcript has 10 exons. The record is from RefSeq and is a predicted model, not a curated record. NCBI's taxonomy places the organism in Eukaryota, Metazoa, Chordata, Actinopteri, Perciformes, Nototheniidae.